Rhinichthys klamathensis goyatoka is the source of this 1391-nucleotide messenger RNA. It is a transcript of the gene slc48a1a, whose product is annotated as solute carrier family 48 member 1a. Gene Ontology annotation, molecular function: heme binding; heme transmembrane transporter activity. NCBI's taxonomy places the organism in Eukaryota, Metazoa, Chordata, Actinopteri, Cypriniformes, Leuciscidae. Gene Ontology annotation, biological process: heme transport. The record is from RefSeq and is a predicted model, not a curated record. Gene Ontology annotation, cellular component: plasma membrane; lysosomal membrane. Bases 117 to 551 code for a protein of 144 amino acids. The transcript has 3 exons.
UCUUAAAGUCGUGUUUACGAAUAAGCAGCGGUGAAUUGCAUAAUCCCUCGUCGAUGGUGUAAUCGUUCUGUCCAGCCUCUUCCUACAGCUUUAUUGCGGUACUUUAUACAUCAUUAAUGGGUCCAAACAGAAUUUACAUUAGUGUAGGUUAUGCCACAUUCGGCAUGUUGGUGGGGUUUUCGGCGUUUAUCGUGUGGAAUGUGGUUUAUAAACAACCGUGGACGGCGGCGAUGGGCGGAUUAUCAGGCGUUCUGGCACUCUGGGCAUUGGUCACUCACAUUAUGUACAUUCAGGACUACUGGCGCACAUGGCUGAAGGGACUCAAGUUCUUCAUGUUUGUUAGUUCUGUCUUCUCCCUCCUGGCUGUUUCUGCUUUUGCCACCUUCAUAACUCUAGCCGUUAUAGAAAAGCAGUCAUUAACUGACCCCAAGAGCUUCUAUCUGUCGGCCGUGUGGAGCUUCAUGACUCUUAAAUGGGCCUUCCUGCUGGGCAUGUACUCUUUCCGUUACCGCCAGGAGUUUGCUGACAUCAGCAUCCUCAGUGACUUUUGAUUGGCUGCUUCAGCUGCAAAGGAUUUGUAGUUGCAAUUGGCAGGUGAAGCCACCGAUGUGGAGAUGAAGGAUGGAUUGAUGGUUCUCCUUUUUUAAUACCGUCUUAACGGCCUCCUUGCUUUCACAGAAAAGACUCAAAUCUCAGCCCUUCCUUCCCCUCAGAUCCGGGCCCUGGAGUAAGAAGUUGGUGAAUGUCUGUGAUCUGCCUCUUUCCUGUCUUUUUGAGUUAAUAGGGGGUUUUAUAUUGACAUUGGGUCAAAGUGUUUCAAAGGCAGUGGAUACACUAGAAUGUGUUCACAGGUAGUUGUUACUUUACUCAGGGCAACUUCUCUAUAAAUGUCAGACGUGAAGUGAUGGCUCCCCUUCACUGCCGGAAAAAAUUGCAAAGGUUGUACAUUUAGGGGUGCAAAAACUUGUCACUGGGUCAGUACCCUUAAAGAGACACCUUUGUACCUUAUAAGGAUGCAUAUUGGCAAAGUCCCUUGAAGGCUAGUCAUUUCACACGGUGGCCAUCUUUGAAGAUUAUUCAUGUGUCCAUCCAUAUACAUACAUAGAUUCCUCAUUAGCGGCUGUUUCUGUGGGCCGCUAUAUGUAAGCCGUCCGCCAUAUUGGAAUGGUCAAAGCUGGUCUGUGAACUCUCGAGAGCAAGUUGACUGUGGGUCUGCAGUCGUAGUUAUAUGCAUAUAUGAAUAUCUAUGUCUGCAAAGCACAGCAGAUGAUUUUGUUAAACAAACACAAGACGCAAAUGUCAGCUAACAUGACAUUAAAAACUUACCAUAUUUGCCAAGUUACCAUAAAAACCUGCAAUAUUGAGUUAAUCCAUAUAAAAACACAAACCAA